AUGUAUGUUACUGGCGGUGAGGACAAUGUUCCUGGCGGUGAGGACAAGGUUCCUGGCGGUGAGGACAAGCUUCCUGGCGGUAAGGACAAGGUUCCUGGCGGUGAGAACAAGAUUCCUGGCGGUGAAAACAAGGUUUCAGACCGUGAGGACAAGGUUUCUAGCGGUGAACACAAGGUUCCUGGCGGUGAGGACAAGGUUGCUGCAGGUGAGGACAAUGUUACUGGCGGUGAGGACAAUGUUCCUGGCGGUGAGGACAAGGUUCCUGGCGGUGAGGACAAGGUUCCUGGCGGUGAGGACAAGGUUCCUGGCGGUGAGGACAAUGUUCCUGGCGGUGAGGACAAGGUUUCUGGCGGUGAGGACAAGGUUCCUGGCGGUGAGGACAAGGUUCCUGGCGGUGAGGACAAGGUUCCCGGCGGUGAGGACAAGGUUCCCGGCGGUGAGGACAAGGUCCCCGGCGGUGAGGAUAAGCUUCCUGGCGGUGACGACAAGGUUCCUGGCGGUGAGGACAAGGUUCUUGGCGGUGAGGACAAGGUUCCUGGCGGUGAGGACGAGGUUCUUGGCGGUCAGGACAAUGUUUUUGACGGUGAGGACAAUGUUCCUGGCGGUGAGACAAGGUUCCUGGCGGUGAGCAUAAGGUUCCUGGCGGUGUGGGCAAGGUUACUGGCGGUGAGGACAAUGUUCCUGCCGGUGAGGAUAAGGUUCAUGGCGGUGAGGACAAGGUUCCCGGCGGUGAGGACAAGCUUCCUGGCGGUGAGGACAAGGUUCCUGGAGGUGAGGAGAAGGAUCCUGGCAGUGAGGACAAGGUUCCUGGCGGUGGGGACAAGGUUCCCGGAGGUGAGGAUAAGCUUCCUGGCGGUGACGACAAGGUUCCAGGCGGUGAGGACAAGGUUCCUGUCGGUGAGGACAAGGUUCCUGGCGGUGACAACGAGGUUCCUGGUGGUGAGGACAAUGUUUUUGACGGUGAGGACAAUGUUCCUGGCGGUGAGGGCAAGGUUCCUGGCGGUGAGGACAAGGUUACUGGCGGUGAGGACAAGGUUCCUGGCGGUGAGGACAAGGUUCCUGGCGGUGAGGACAAGGUUCCUGGCGGUGAGGACAAGGUUCCUGGCGGUGAGGACAACGUUCCUGGCGGUGAGGACAAGGUUCCUGGCGGUGAGGACAAGGUUCCUGGCGGUGAGGACAAGGUUCCUGGCGGUGAGGACAAGGUUCCUGGCGGUGAGGACAAGGUUCCUGGCGGUGAGGACAAAGUUCCUGGCGGUGAGGGCAAGAUUACUGGCGGUGAGGACAAGGUUACUGGCGGUGAGGACAAGGUUACUGGCGGUGAGGACAAGGUUCCUGGCGGUGAGGACAAGGUUCCUGGCGGUGAGGACAAGGUUCCUGGCGGUGAGGACAAGGUUCCUGGCGGUGAGCACAAGGUUCCUGGCGGUGAGGACAAGGUUCCUGGCGGUGAGGACAAGGUUCCUGGCGGUGAGGACAAGGUUCCUGGCGGUGAGGACAAGGUUCCUGGCGGUGAGGACAAGGUUCUUGGCGGUGAGGACAAGGUUCCUGACGGUGAGGACAAGGUUCCUCGCGGUGAGGACAAGGUUCUUGGCAGUGACGACAAGGUUCUUGGCUGUGAGGAAAAGGUUCCUGGCGGCGACGAAAAGUUUCUUGGCGGUGAGGACAAAGAUCGUGACGGUGAAGACAAGGUUUCUGGCGGUAAGGAAAAGGUUCCUGGCGGUGAGGACAAGGGUUCGGACGGUGAGGACAAGGUUUCUAGCGGUGAGGACAAGGUUCCUGGCGGUGAGGACAAGGUUUCAGACGGUGAGGACAAGGUUUCUACCGGUAAGGACAAGGUUCCUGGUGGUGAGGACAAGGUUCCUGGCGGUGAGGUCAAGGUUAUUGGCGGUCAGCACAAUGUUCCUGGCGGUGGGAACAAGAUUCCUGGCGGUUGGAACAAGGUUCCUGGCGGUGAGAACAAGGUUACGGGAUGUGAGAAAAAGGGGCCUGGCGGUGAGGACAAGGUUCCUGGCGGUAAGGACAAGGCUCCUGGCGGUGAGGACAAGGUUUCAGACGGUGAGGUCAAGGUUUCUAGCGGUGAGGACAAGGUUCCUGGCGGAAAGGACAAGGUUCCUGGUGCUGAGAACAAGGUUCCUGGCGGCGAGGAGAAGGUUCCAGGCGGUGAGCACAAGGUUCCUGGCGGUGAGGACAAGGAUCCUGGCGGUGAGGACAAGGUUCCUGGCGGUCAGGACAAGGUUCUUGGCGGUGAGGAAAAGGAUUCAGACGGUGAGAACAAGGAUCGUAACGGUGAAGACAAGGUUCCUGGCGUUAAGGAAAAUGUUCCUGGCGGUGAGGACAAGGUUUCAGACGGUGUUGACAAGGUUUCUAGCGGUGAGGACAAGGUUCCUGGCGGAGAGGGCAAGGUUCUUGGUGGUGAGGACAAGGUUCCUGGCCGCGAGGACUAGGUUCAUGGCGGUGAGGACAAGGUUCCUGGCGGUGAGGACAAGUAUCCUGGCGGUGAGGACAAGGUUCCUGGGGGUCAGGACAAGGUUUUUGCGGUGAGGAAAAGGUUUCAGACGGUGAGGACAAGGUUUCUAGCGGUGAGCACAAGGUUCCUGGCGGUGAGGUCAAGGUUAUUGGCGAUGAGGACAAUGUUCCUGGCGGUGAGGACAAGGUUUCUGGCGGUGAGGACAAGGUCCCUGGCAGUGACGACAAGGUUCAAGGCGGUGAGGACAAGGUUCCUGGCGGUGAGCACAAAGUUCCUGGCGAUGAGGACAAGGUUCUUGGCGGAAAGAACAAGGUUGUUGGCGGAGAGGACAAGGUGCCUGACGGUGAGGACAAGGUUCCUGUCGGUGAGGACCAGGUUCCUGGCGGUGACGACAAUGUUACUGGCGGUGAGGACAAUGUUCCUGGCGAUGGGGACAAGGUUACUGGCGGUGAGGACAAUGUUCCUGGCGGUGAGGACAAGGUUACUGACGGUGAGGACAAUGUUCCAGGCGGUGAGAACAAGGUUACUGGAGGUGAGGACAAGGUUCUUGGUGGAGAGGACAAGGUUCCUGACGGUGAGGUCAAGGUUCUUGGCGGUGAGGAAAAGGUUCCUGGAGGCGACGACAAGUUUCUUGGCGGUGAAGACAAGGAUCGUGACGGUGAAGACAAGGGUCCUGGCGGUAAGGAAAAGGUUCCUGGCUGUGAGCACAAGGGUUCAGACGGUGAGGAAAAGGUUUCCAGCGGUGAGGACAAGGUUCCUGGCGGUGAGGGCAAGGUUCCUGGCGGUGAGGACAAUGUUACUGGCGGUGAGGACAAGGUUCCUGGCGGUAAGGACAAUGUUACUGGCAGUGAGGACAAUAUUCCUGGCGGUGAGGACAAGGUUUCUAGCGGUGAGGACAAUGUUCCUGGCGGUGAGGACAAGGUUACUGGCGGUGAGGACAAGGUUCCUGGCGGUAAGGACAAGGCUCCUGGCGGUGAGGACAAGGUUCCUGGCGGUGAGGACAAGGUUCCUGGCGGUGAGGACAAUGUUUCUGACGGUGAGGACAAAGUUCCUGGCGUUGAGGACAAGGUUCCUGGCGGUGAGAAAAAGGUUCCUGGCUGCGACGACAAGUUUCUUGGCGGGAGGACAAGGAUCGUGACGGUGAAGACAAGGGUGCUGGCGGUAAGGAAAAGGUUCCUGGCGGUGAGCACAAGGGUUCAGACGGUGAGGAUAAGGUUACUGGCGGUGAGGACAAUGUUACUGGCGGUGAGGACAAGGUUCCUGGCGGUAAGGACAAUGUUACUGACGGUGAGGACAAUAUUCCUGGGGGUGAGGACAAGGUUACUGGCGGUGAGGACAAUGUUCCUGGCGGUGAGGACAAUGUUCCUGGCGGUGAGGACAAGGUUCCUGGCGGUGACGACAAGGUUCCUGGCGGUGAGGAGAAGAUUAUUGGCGGUGAGGACAAUGUUCCUGGCGGUGGGGACAAGGUUCCUGGCGGUGAAGACAGGUUUCCUGGCGGCGAGGACAAGGUUCCUGCCGGUGAGGCCAAUGUUCCUGGCGGUGAGGACAAGGAUCCUGGCGGUGAGGACAAGGUUCUUGGAGGUGAGGACAAGGUUCCUGGCGGUGACGACAAGGUUCCUGGCGGUGAGGACAAGCUUUCUGACGGUGAGGACAAAGUUUCUGACGUUGAGGACAAGGUUUCUGCCUGUGAGGGCAAGGUACCUGGCCGUGAGGACAAGGUUCCUGGCGGGGAGGACAAUGUUACUGGCGGUAAGGACAAUAUUUCUGGCGGUGAAGACAAUAUUCCUAGCGGUGAGGACAAGGUUACUGGCGGUGAGGACAAUGUUCCUGGCGGUGUGGACAAGGUUACUGGUGGUGAGGACAAGGUUCCUGGCGGUAAGGACAAGGUUCCUGGCGGUGAGGACAAGGUUCCUGGCGGUGCGGACAAGGUUCCUGGCGGUGAGGACAAGGUUACUGGCAGUGAGACAAUGUUCCUGCCAGCGAGGACAAGUAUACUGGCGGUGAGGGCAGAGUUCGUGGCGGUGAGGCUGGGUUACUGGCAGUGACGGCAAGGUUCCUGGCGGUGACGACAAGGUUCCUGGCAGGACGGCAAGGCUCUGACAGGACAAGGUUUCUAGCGGUGUGGACAAGGUUUAUGGCGGUGAGGACAAGGUUGCUGGCGGUGAGGACAAGGUUACUGGCGGUAAGGACAAUGCUCCUGGCGGUGAGGACAAGGUUACUGGAAGUGAGGACAAUAUUCCUGGCGGUAAGGACAAGGUUACUGGAGGUGAGAUCGAGGUUCCUGGCGGUGAGAACAAGGUUACUGACGGUGAGGACAAGGUUCCUGGCGGUGAGGACAAGGUUCCUGGUGGUGAGGACAAGGUUACUGGCGGUGAGGUCAAGCUUCCUGGCGGUGAGGACAAGCUUCCUGGCGGUGAAGACAAGGUUCCUGGCGGUAAGGACAAGGUUCCAGGCAGUGAGGACAAGGUUCCUGGCGGUAAGGACAAGGUUCCUGGCGGUGAGGACAAGGUUUCAAACGGUGAGGACAACGUUCCUGGCGGUGAGAAUAAGGUUCCUAACGGUGAGGAGAAGGUUCCUGGCGGGGAGGACAAGGUUCCUGGUGGUGCGAACAAGGUUCCUGGCGGUGAGGGCAAGGUUACUGGCGGUGAGGACAAUGUUCCAGCCGGUGAGGACAAGUGUACUGGGGGUGAGGACAAGGUUCGUGGCGGUGAGGGCAAGGUUACUGGCGGUGACGACAAGGUUCCUGGCGGUGACGACAAGGUUCCUGGCGGUGACGACAAGGUUACUGACGGUGAGGACAAGGUUUCUAGCGAUGUGGACAAGGUUUCUUGUGUGAGGACAAGGUUGUUGGCGGUGAAGACAAGGUUACUGGCGGUAAGGACAAGGUUCUUGGCGGUGACGACAAGGUUCUUGGCGGUGACGACAAGGUUCUUGGCGGUGAGGACAAGACUGCUGAUGGUGAGGACAAGGUUCCUGCUGGCGAGGACAACGUUCUUGGCUGUGAGGACAAGGUUGCUGACGGUGAGGACAAGGUUUCAGGCUGCGAGGACAAGGUUCCUGGCGGUGAGGACAAGGUUCUUGGCGGUGAGGAGAAUGUUCCUGGCGGUGAGCACAAGCUUCCUGGCGGUGAGGACAAGGUUGCUGGCGGUGAGGAGAAGGUUCCUGGCGGUGAGGACAAGGUUCCUGGCGGUGAGGACAAGGUUCCCGGCGGUGAGGGCAAAGUUCCCGGCGGUGAGGACAAGGCUCCUGGCUGUGAGGACAAGCUUCCUGGCGGUGAGGACAAGGUUCCUGGCGGUGAGGAAAAUGUUUCUGACGGUGAGGACAAGGUUCCUGGCGGUGAGGACAAGGUUCCUGGUGGUGAGCACAAGGUUCCUGGGGGUAAGGACAAGGUUCCUGGCGUUGAGGACAAGGUUUCUAGCGGUGAGGACAAGGUUUCUAGCGGUGAGGACAAGGUUCCUGGCGGUGAGGACAAGGUUCCUGGUGGUGAGGACAAGGUUACUGGCGGUUAGGACAAGGUUUCUAGCGGUGAGGACAAUGUUUCUAGCGGUGAGGACCAGGUUCCUGCCCGUGAGGACAAGGUUCCUGGUGGUGAGGACAAGGUUCCUGGCGGUGAGGACAAGGUUCUUGGCGGUGAGGAGAAUGUUCCUGCCUGUGAGGACAAGGUUCCUGGUGGUGAAGUCAAGCUUCCUGGCGGUGAUGACAAGCUUCCUGGCGGUGAGGACAAGGUUCCUGGCGGUGAGGACAAGGUUCCAGGCAGUGAGGACAACGUUCCUGGCGGUGAGGACAAGGUUCCUGGCGGUGAGGACAAGGUUCCCGGCGGUGAGGACAAGGUUUCUGGCGGUGAGGACAAGGUUCCUGGCGGUGAGGACAAGGUUCCUGGCGGUGAGGACAAGGUUCCUGGCGGUGAGGACAAGGUUCCUUGCGGUAAGAACAAGGUUCCUGGCGGUGAGGACAAGGUUUCAAACGGUGAGGACAAGAUUCCUGGCGGUGAGAAUAAGGUUCCUGGCGGUGAGGACAAGGUUCCUGGCGGUGAGGACAAGGUUCCUGGCGGUGAGGACAAGGUUCCUGGCGGUGAGAGCAAGGUUACUGGAGGUGAGGACAAUGUUCCUGCUGGGGAGGACAAGUGUACUGGCGGUGAGGACAAGAUUCGUGGCGUUGAGGGCAAGGUUCCUGGCGGUGACGAUAAGGUUCCUGGCGGUGACGACAAGGUUCCUGGCGGUGACGACAAGGUUCCUGACGGUGAGGACAAUGUUUCUAGCGGUGUGGACAAGGUUUCUGGCGGUGAGGACAAGGUUGCAUGCGGUGACGACAAGGUUACUGGCGGUGAGGACAAUGCUCCUGGCGUUGAGGACAAGGUUGCAUGCGGUGAGGACAAGGUUACUGGCGGUGAGGACAAUGCUCCUGGCGUUGAGGACAAGGUUACUAGCGGUGAGGACAAUAUUCCUGGCGGUAAAGACAAGGUUACUGGAGGUGAGAAUAAAGUUCCUGGCUGUGAGAACAAGGUUCUUGGCGGUGACGACAAGGUUCGUAGCGGUGACGACAAGUUUCCUGGCGGUGACGACAGGGUUCCUGAAGGUGAGGACAAGGUUUCUGGCGGUGAGGACAAGGUUACUGGCGGUGAGGACAAGGUUACUGGCGGUGAGGACAAGGUUCCUGGCGGUGAGGACAAGGUUGCUGGCGGUGAGGACAAGGUUCCUGGCGGUGAGCACAAGGUUCCUGGCGGUGAGGGCAAGGUUACUGGCGGUGAGGACAAUGUUCCUGCCGGUGAGGACAAGGUUCCUGGCUGUGAGGACAAGGUUCGUGGCAGUGAGGACAAUGUUUCUGACGGUGAGGACAAGGUUCCUGGCGGUGAGGACAAGGUUCCUGGCGGUGAGGACAAGGUUCCUGGCGGUGAGGACAAGGUUCCUGGCGGUGAGGGCAAGGUUCCUGGCGGUGAGGACAAGGUUGCUGGCGGUGAGGACAAGGUUCCUGGCGGUGAGGACAAGGUUCCUGGCGGUGAGGACAAGGUUCCUGGCGGUGAGGACAAGGUUCCUGGAGGUGAGGACAAGGUUUCUGGCGGUGAGGACAAG
Messenger RNA from Paramuricea clavata, 7533 nucleotides. Lineage: Eukaryota; Metazoa; Cnidaria; Anthozoa; Malacalcyonacea; Plexauridae. The record is from the annotation of a GenBank genome assembly.